AUGUCCGUGGGCUUAACGCUCAAGGUGGUGGCCGGGCUGGCGGUCGCGGUUCUGGCAGCCGUGCUGCUCGAGAACUAUGGCCUGGUGGAGCGGACCUCACUCGUGGUGCCCGAGGCGCCCGAGGCGCCCAAACGCAUCCUGAGGCCCUUCCCGGCGCCCGGGGAUAAGAAUACUGGCAUCUUAUGGGGUCUGCAGAUAUCGGACCUCCACAUAAGCAAGUACUUUGACCGAGGCCGAGUCACAGACUUGGAGAAGUUCUGUUCGGAAACUGUCGACAUCAUCCGGCCCGUCAUUGUCUUAGUCACGGGUGACCUCACAGAUAGCCUGAAAAGGGAUCAUUUGGGAACCAUGCAACAUGAAGCAGAAUGGCAGGCUUAUCAAAAUGUCCUGAAGAAAACCAGAGUCACAGAAAAAACCAAGUGGCUAGAUAUCAGAGGAAAUCAUGAUUCAUUCAACAUUCCAGAUCUGGAGAGUAUCCAGAAUUAUUACAGGAGAUACUCUGCCUUGCGUAGACAUGGCCAAAUGCUUUAUACCCAUAAAACCCCCUUUGGAAACUAUUCUUUCAUCUAUGUGGAUGCUACUCUCAACCCAGGACCCAAGAAACCCUUUAAUUUCAUUGGAAUUUUAAAUAAGAAACAAAUGAAGGAGCUAACAUUUCUGUCUUGGAAGAGUAGACAUAGCAACCAUACUAUUUGGUUUGGACAUUAUCCAACAUCCACUAUCAUCUCUACAUCUCCAGGAAUACGAAUAUUAAUGAGUUCUGCCACAGCAUACAUGUGUGGCCAUCUCCAUUUACUUGGUGGACUGAUGCCUGUUUUGCACGCUCGACAUCCGAAAGGUACUCUGGAGCUAGAGCUAGGAGAUUGGAAGAAAAACAGGAGGUACAGGAUAUUUGCUUUUGACCAUGACCUCUUUAGCUUUGCUGACUUGAUUUUUGACAAAUGGCCAGUGGUGCUCAUCACAAACCCCAAAUCAUUUCGCUACAGCAGCUCUAAACAUGAGCCACUAGAGAAGCUCCUCUCUUCUACACAUAUCAGAAUCUUGACCUUCUCGCCAUCCUCCAUUAUGUCUGUUGAAGUUAAGAUUAAUGAAGUUUAUUUGGGGAAUGCUGUUCAUCUGUCUGGUCCUAUUUACAUAUUGAAGUGGGAUCCUGAAAAGUAUAAUAAAGGGACCCAUAAAAUAAAUGUAACUGUUAAGGAUUCCAAUGGAAGAAUCGGGUCCACUGAACACCAAUUUUCUAUAAAAGGAGACACUCCUAUUAAAUUCGACUUUAUGCCAUCAUACGUUCUCCUAACUGAUCACUAUAUUGUAGCCCGGGUUUUUUUUGUGCUGACUGUGAUGGUCCCACAACUACUCCUCGUUAUUUUCAGGUACUUCAGAGAAAUAAAACUGAAAGGAUCUCCAGGAUGUAUAUAUCUGGCUGUGUAUUCCUUUAAUAUUUUGAGCAAAACAGAUGCCUUCUACUAUACUGUGUCGUUUCUGAAUUUCUAUACUGCUUUGGGACCGUUGUUUAUUGGUGAAAUUAUCGAUGGCAAAAUGGGCUGCUGCUUUUCCUUUGGGAUAUUUGUUGAUGGGCAUUUCUUUCAAGGCAGCAUGACAUUUAUAAUUGGAAUUGUUCAGAUGCUGCUUUUUAAUUUACCCCUUUUGGCCUAUUUGUGUUGGACCUUGUUGCUGCGGUGCCAAGGUUACAACUUUUCCUCUCAUCUCCAUGGAAGAUACUGCAAGAUUCUACCUGUCCAUAUCAUCAUGCUGCUGUUAUAUUUAUGUCAACUUUUUAACUGUGCUUUGCUCAAGUGGACCAAUGGCACUGUGGCCCUUCUCUUCUCUCCCAUGUAUGCCUGGUUUGCUCUUUUAGCCCCGAUUAUUAUUCAUUGGGCAUGGAUCCUGAGCCCCAAUGAUAUCAGAAGCUUCAUAAUGGAACUCAGAAGCUAUCAGAGUACCUUGAGACAAUGAAUAGCGUGCAGUGGGGCAGAGCUUGAGCCAGCUGACCGACGCCUGGAGGCCCAGAUGUCCUCCGAGGAGGCCAGUCCAGUGGCUAUGCGCCCCGAAGCAGAUGAGAAGGCUGUCUGGCCCUGCUGCUUAACGAUAGACUUGACUGCUGCUGGUGGGCCACAUGCUGAUUCUCUUCGAAUGAACCUCCAAAACAGGCCCCUAAUUAAUGCUGUGAUUGCUGCUUUUUGCUGUUUAUUCCCCAUGGAAGCCAAAGGAUGAACUGAACUUUAUGGAAUGAAAAUACCGCCGUAUUAGGGCACCCUCGGAUUGGAGGUCCGCUGGGAAGGUGGCGCCGGGCUCUGGGGCGCCCCAAACUAGCACCCAGUCUGCUCUGUACGUCCUGCUUGCCCGCCCUGGGGCCCGCCACACUUGGGUUGUAGAUGGUUUAAUUGAAUUUCAGGUUUUCUAGCGUCUCUGCCUCCAGUGAUGGAAUUGUUUCACUCUAAUCAAAUAAAUGGAUAAACAGUU
Gracilinanus agilis (Agile Gracile Mouse Opossum) is the source of this 2460-nucleotide messenger RNA. RefSeq names its product transmembrane protein 62 (gene TMEM62). Lineage: Eukaryota; Metazoa; Chordata; Mammalia; Didelphimorphia; Didelphidae. The transcript has 14 exons. The record is from RefSeq and is a predicted model, not a curated record. Bases 1 to 1953 code for a protein of 650 amino acids. Gene Ontology annotation, molecular function: hydrolase activity.